CAAAAACAACGUCGCAGCAUUAGGACGCCGUGAGAGGCGUGAUGCGCAUGCGUACGGAACCUAUUUAGCCCAGAAAGUUCCUUUCUCUGCCAAGUGAGUGCAUCUUAUACGGUGUAAGAGGAAAGAACACGAGGACCCCUCCUUCUGUGCAACAUGAUAAUUCCGGUCAGAUGCUUUACCUGCGGUAAGGUGGUGGGAAACAAAUGGGAGGCGUACCUGGGUCUGCUACAAGCUGAAUAUACAGAAGGGGACGCCUUAGGAUUGAAACGUUAUUGUUGUCGCCGGAUGCUGCUCUCUCAUGUCGAUAUUAUUGAGAAGCUGCUGAACUACGCACCAUUAGAGAAGUAGCAUCCGACCGGUCAGCACUUUGCUUGUCGACCAUGUAUCUGCUAUGUUUUCGGUUGGUUGCGUCUUAUAUCUUCAGGGCUGUUACAUUGAAUAUUUUAUCAGUAAGUGCAAUGAUUGUAUAAAGUAUUUAUUUGCUGUUUCUCCUAUUGCCUGAAUUCUACAGGUUUGUACUUUAUUUUAGAUUUGAUAACUUAUCCAACCUCAAAAAAUUGAAAGAAGCGCUUCGCUCCCCGGCCGGCUCACAGGAACAUGAAACUACAGCACUGUAGUUUCAUU
Hyla sarda is the source of this 624-nucleotide messenger RNA. RefSeq names its product DNA-directed RNA polymerases I, II, and III subunit RPABC5-like. Gene Ontology annotation, molecular function: DNA-directed RNA polymerase activity; DNA binding; zinc ion binding. The transcript has 3 exons. The coding region runs from base 154 to 348 and encodes 64 amino acids. NCBI's taxonomy places the organism in Eukaryota, Metazoa, Chordata, Amphibia, Anura, Hylidae. Gene Ontology annotation, biological process: transcription by RNA polymerase II; tRNA transcription by RNA polymerase III; transcription by RNA polymerase I. The record is from RefSeq and is a predicted model, not a curated record. Gene Ontology annotation, cellular component: RNA polymerase III complex; RNA polymerase I complex; RNA polymerase II, core complex.